UUGAAGGAAGGAAGGAAGGUAGUUUGCAUGGACUGCCAACGAAAAUGGCUGCUUUGAUUCCGAGAUACACUGUACGAGCAGCAAAGCAGCAGACAAUAUGUAUCGCUGCUGUCGCGGUGCAGACGAAUUCUACUCGUUAUUACUCCUCGGAACCACGGAUUAUAAAAAACCCGACUACCGCUUCCUUAAAAAGAGGCACCGGUGGUCGUAGUUCUUUCAAUGGAAUGGUGUGUACAUUAUUUGGCGCAACUGGGUUUGUUGGACGGUAUGUGUGUAAUCGUCUUGGGAAAAUUGGUACUCAGGUAAUAAUACCAUACAAAUGUGAUAUGUAUGAUUGUUUGCCGUUAAAACUUUGCGGAGAUCUUGGACAAAUCUUGUUUCAACCAUUUCAUCUCCGUGACGAAAACUCCAUAAGGAAGUGUAUCAAGUAUUCUAAUGUUGUUAUCAAUCUGAUUGGACGAGAUUGGGAAACUAAAAACUUUACUUUCUCUGAUGUACAUGUUGAAGGAGCCAGAAGACUUGCUAGAUUAUGCAAGGAAGCAAAUGUUGAACGUUUCAUCCAUUUGUCAGCUCUAAAUGUAGGUGAUAAAAUAGAGUCACAUGUAUUGGAAAGCGGUUCCCGAUUUCUUUACACAAAAUGGAAAGGAGAGCAAGCAGUACGAGAGGAGUUUCCCGAGGCUACAAUUAUACGGCCGUCGGAAAUAUGGGGCCAAGAGGACCGAUUUUUAAAUCUCUAUUCAGGUUUAAUGAGACGUCAUAUGAGAACUAUACCAAUGUGGAAAAAGGGUGAACAAACUGAAAAACAGCCAGUAGCUGUGUACGAUGUUGCUGGAGGUAUCGUGGCUAUCGCAAAAGAUCCCAAUACCGCUGGUAAAACUUAUCAAUUUGUAGGGCCAAGACGUUACAAGUUGUCUGAAUUGUUAGAUUGGUUCCAUCGAAUACGUAUGCGUAAUCCAGAAGAUUAUGGUUAUAGGAGAAUAGACUUGAAGUAUGCUCCACUCUUCCAGCUCAAAGUUACCUUGAAUGAAAUCAUAAGUCCCGCGAAUCCACUCGGAUAUUUGCAGUGGGAACAUCUAGAAAGGGAAUCUAUAUCCGACCGUGUACUGAAAGAAUUACCUACUCUAGAAGAUCUUGGUAUCGACUUAACUACCAUGGAGUCACGAAUGUACUGGGAAUUGAGGCUGUAUCGCAAGGACAUUCAAUAUAUGGAGAGCGUUGGAGAAUUCGAUCCCGUUCCUGACCCACCGACUGUUCCACUUCAUUAAAUCCCCCCCUCCUCCCAACGUGCUAGAUUAAAAUAAAUAUAGAAUAAAAUGUAUACUCUCACUGUAAAGGGUAUAUUGUUAAUUAAAUAAUCGCGAUAAAAAAUAUA
Molecule: messenger RNA, 1372 nt
Organism: Dinoponera quadriceps
Lineage: Eukaryota; Metazoa; Arthropoda; Insecta; Hymenoptera; Formicidae
Gene: ND-39
Product: NADH dehydrogenase [ubiquinone] 1 alpha subcomplex subunit 9, mitochondrial
Exons: 7
Coding region: 45-1265 (406 amino acids)
Cellular component (GO): mitochondrion
Molecular function (GO): protein-containing complex binding
Source: RefSeq, a predicted model, not a curated record